Molecule: messenger RNA, 678 nt
Organism: Ceratosolen solmsi marchali
Lineage: Eukaryota; Metazoa; Arthropoda; Insecta; Hymenoptera; Agaonidae
Product: integrator complex subunit 12
Exons: 3
Coding region: 19-633 (204 amino acids)
Source: RefSeq, a predicted model, not a curated record
UGGAUCGACGACUGUGUCAUGACGGUAAAGCAUCAUCAGAUUACAUUUGAAUACAUUUUGAGUCGAGAGGAAAGUAAGCCCAUGUUUUCCGAAUACGAGACAUCGAAUACCACAUCGACGAGCCUCACCGAGGAGUUCAUCAAGGCGCUGCGUCUCCUCCACUCGACCGAGGCCGGAAGUGCUGAGGAACUUCGCGGACUAUUGCUUACAUCGAUCGUGAAACGAUAUGGAUCGACAAGAACGACCCUCGACAGGCCCCUGGAAUCGGAAUUUCAGGACCAGGAGGAGCUGAAAGAAGAACCCGGGCGGAGCUACUUCGCUAACGUCGCUGGAAACGACGAGGAUGAUAAGGACGAGGUCCCUAGGAUUUCUAUUCCCGAUGAGGGCCAAAACGACAGCACCGUCUGCAAGGUAUGUAAUGUCUCGGAAUUCGGUCCACUGAUACUACUUCAAUGUCAAGAGUGUCGAGAGCUUUAUCAUCCACUCUGUCAUCAGCCACCAAUAACUGACGUAGACGUUCACAAACUCGAUUUUCUUUGGUGGUGUAUGGAAUGCGAACGAAAAGCAUCGCUACAAAGCAACGCAACAAAAGAUGAAAUUUUGUGCAAUUCAACGUGGAUUCACGGCAACUAAAUAAAUUAAGCAGCCAAUGAAACGAUUAAAAAUGAAAAAUGAAAA